Stegodyphus dumicola is the source of this 2304-nucleotide messenger RNA. RefSeq names its product apolipophorins-like. Gene Ontology annotation, molecular function: lipid carrier activity. NCBI's taxonomy places the organism in Eukaryota, Metazoa, Arthropoda, Arachnida, Araneae, Eresidae. The record is from RefSeq and is a predicted model, not a curated record. Gene Ontology annotation, biological process: lipid transport.
UAAUACCUCAAAAUGAUUCAUUAUGAUUUUUUCCAUAGGUUGAACCUCACGAAUACCUGCAAUUGUGUCUACGUCAUCUUGCCAGAGAUAAUACGAAAAAAGGAUUUUGUAGUGUGGCAGCAUCUUAUGUGAUGGAAUGCGAAAGCAAUUAUGUGGAAUUGAGCCUUCCACCGGAGUGCCUAACCUGUGAGGCUCCUGAUGGUAGCACAUUGCAGCAUGGAGACAGGAAAAAAUAUACAGAUCUGAAUCCCAAAUCUGCUGAUAUCAUUUUUAUUAUUGAAGAUGAGGAAUGUAAUAAAAUCAUUCUAAAUGAUUUGGGAAAUCUGGCAAGAUCUAUUGACAGAGAGCUAGAGAAUGAAGGACUGAAGGACAAUUUGUUUGGCGUGGUCGGUUUCGGUGAAGACAUUGGAAGUCCGCAGAUUUAUACUGCUCAUGGAAAAACAUUCUUCAAUUCAAGAGACAUUGGUACAAUAUCGGGUAGAUUCAAAUUGGAUAAAAAAGCGAAAUCUUCCAGAGCCCUUGAAGCUAUUCAACUAGCUGCGACGUUAGACUUCAGAAGCAAAACGGCGAAGUCGUUCAUUUUACUAUCCUGCUCACCAUGCAGAUAUGAUUAUAGAUCAUUACUAUAUCCAGUCAUUCAGCAGAUUUUGCUCGAACGUGGAGUAAGUCUACAUGUUAUCAACAGUGCUGGAAUUUCUAUUCGAAAGAGUUCACUUAAAGAGAAGGAGAAAGAUAUCAUAGGUGUUGACCCCGAUACAGUGUACCAUUCAAAAGACGUAACUCAGAAAGAUUUGGUUGGUGAACCCGCUCUGCGAUCUCAAGUUUCAUUUCCGAAAGAUCUUUGCAUUGCUUUAUCUCAAGAUGUCAAUGGAAGCUAUUUCUCAACUCACCCACUGAACAGAGCCUCAUCUAGUGAAAUUAAGAACUGGAGAAGUGUUUUUGCUCGAAAGUUUCUUAAAGCCAUCCAGCUGUUUCAGUGCCAAUGGUGUGAUUGUACCUCUACUAGAGACCACAUCCCUAAUACUGUUUGCCAGCCUUGUGAAACAAAAAGACCAAGGCUGCCCUUUUCCGUAUGUAAAUCUUGUGUUCUUCCAAGAACAGUGGAAGGAUUUUUGUCUUACGUACUUCAUAAUUUGAAUGAAUGAUUUCGAUACAAAAACUUAUACAUUUAUUUAAAAGUAUUCAAUCUCGGAGAAGGACUAAUAUAACGUCACCAAAUAUAAAAAUACAUGAAUCGUUCAUAAAGAGAAAUUCAUAGGAGUUUUUCGUAACUGAUGUUCAUGAGAUACUUUUGCUGCGAUUUUAAAAUAAAUAAAUAGUCUGAUUUAUUUCUACCAAAGACUAGAACAAUUUUCAACCUUUUAUGAGUUUAGCAAAUUUUUGAAAGUUAUUGAUAUUUAAUUUCAUUAACUCUGUGGGGAGUAUACAAAAAUUUCUGAGAAUUUAAAUUACAAUUAUCUUCCAACUUUUGCGAAUAAUACUUCUUGCAAAUCACAAAAAUUUAUAUAUAUAUAGUGAAGGUUAUUUAGAAAAGUGUUUUGCUAAUUAACUGGCUAAAGAAUUCAUUGUAAAUUAAUAGUAUUAAGUAAAUUUAUAUUACUUACCUUUUCAUUAUUUUAAAGAAGGCAUCUCAUAAAUCAGCAUUAUAAUUAUUAAAAAUGAGCUAUAGCAUUAUUAAUGUAUAUUAGUCAUUGUUUAAAUAUAUAAUAUGAAGUUUAGAAUCAUUUAAAAAGUUCAGUUCUAGAAUCAUUUAAUAACUUCAGAUGCAUUCUUAACUGAAAUGUCAUGUAUAGCACAAUUUGUUUUAAAAUGCUCUAAAUUGCAUUGGAAUUAAAAAUCAUUCAAUAAUAAUCUUUUCUAAAAUAUCUUUUGCUUAUAACUUUAAAAGAACUGAGAGUUGAUAUAAAAUGUAAACUUAGAAAAUGUGGUUUUAAGCGUUUAAGUGUAAUAAACUUUUCAUCUAAUCAUAUUAAAGGAGUUCUUGUCUUACUGCACAAUUCUCAUUCUUUGAACUAGAAUCAUUGUUGUAUUAAUAAUAAGAAUUAUUAUGCGUCAAUUACUGCAUAAUAUUUUUACAACCAAAAUUUCUCUUUUUAUUUCUAGCUGUACCUUACGACUGACACCAAGUAUUUCUGAUGGUAAUAUCGAUAAACCUCAUGAGGCAUACUUAUUGUGAAGUGCGUUUAGUAUUUGGGUUGGCUGGUAAAGGCUAAAUCGUAUUUUUUACUUUUAUUUUUAUUUUUUAAAAUGUGUCCUGAUGUGUUUCGAAUGUGGCGUAUUUUAAUAAAACAAUCAAACCACUAA